This is a messenger RNA of Lepisosteus oculatus (spotted gar), 2505 nucleotides long. The record is from RefSeq and is a predicted model, not a curated record. Lineage: Eukaryota; Metazoa; Chordata; Actinopteri; Semionotiformes; Lepisosteidae.
GAAACUCCAGUAAUUCGGAACAGGCAGAGAACAGUAAACCAUGUCAGUAAUUACACAGCUAUUGGCGGACUCCGCCACUGUGUGUCUACUUUUCAUUACAACGUUAGUUGUCUUUUUCUACUUGUUUUUCAAACCCUCCAAAGCAUCUUCCUAUAAAUUUCCCCCCGGGCCACGACCCUGGCCGAUCAUCGGGAAUCUCAAUGUACUGGACUUUCUGAAAGCACAGGAAACUUUCUGUAAGCUGUCAGAGCAGUACGGCAAUGUGUUCACUUUCCACAUGGGCAGACGGAAGUUUGUAGUCCUGACUGGAUAUCAGACAGUGAAGGAAGCCUUGGUGGACCAGGCAGAUGACUUUGGAGGAAGGGGCCAAACACAUACCUCACAAUUAAUUUCAAAGGAAAAAGGUAUUGUAUUUGGACAGGGUGAGUCAUGGAAGACAAUGCGUCGGUUUACUCUCUCCACCUUGCGGGACUUUGGCAUGGGCAAGAGAACCAUUGAGGACAGGAUCAUGGAGGAGUCCAAAAUGCUGAUAGAAGUCUUUGAGUCCUACAAAGGUCAACCGUUUGAGCCUACUAUCCACAUCAACUCCGCAGUAUCCAACAUCAUAUGCACCAUUGUGUUUGGGGAUCGCUUCGAGUACAACAACCCCCAGUUUCUUCGGCUCCAGAAGCUUGUGAAUGAGAAUGUGAGGCUAAUAAUGUCCCCAAAAAUGCAGCUGUUCAACAUCUUCCCCUUUAUAGGGUAUUUUAUAAAGGAUUUUAAGAAAGUUUCAAGUAAUUCAAAUGAGACUCAGUCUUUCUUCAGGAAGCUGUAUAAGGAGCGCAAAAAUGCUGUUGACCCUAAUGACAUGAGGAGCUUCAUCGAUACCUUCAUAGUGAAGCAACACGAGGAGGAAGCUAAAAACUCCCAUACAUAUUUUGACGAGGACAACAUGAUAUUCACAUCAGCCAACUUGUUUGGAGCCGGAACAGAAACCACAUCCACCACCCUGCGCUGGGGCCUUCUGCUGAUGAUGAGGUACCCUCACAUUCAGGAGAAAGUGAAAGCAGAGAUUGAGAGAGUGAUUGGGAGAGAGCGCCCUCCAAGGUCUGAAGACCGGAAGAGCAUGCCCUACACUGACGCAGUGUUACAUGAAGUCCAGAGGUUCGGAAACGUGGUGCCCAUGAAUGUGCUGCACGAGACUACAGUGGACACCACCUUCAGGGGCUACAAGAUCCCGAAGGGCACCUCUGUCAUUCCGCUGCUCACUUCUGUGCUGUUCGACAAGACGCAGUGGGACACACCCUUUGAGUUCAACCCUGGCCACUUCCUGGAUGCUCAGGGAAAUUUCGUUAGGAAAGAAGCCUUCAUGCCCUUUUCAGCAGGUCGGAGGGUUUGUCUGGGCGAGACUCUGGCCAAGAUGGAGCUCUUCCUGUUCUUCACUGCCCUCCUCCAGAAGUUCACCUUCCAUCUGCCCCCUGGUAUCCGGCCUGAGGACCUGAAUAUGGAACCAGUCCCCGGUAUUACUGCAUCCCCACAUUCCUACAAGCUCUGUGCUGUCAGCCACUGAUGGUCAAGGCUUUCUUUCAGUCUGUGUCAGCCUCCUCUUCCACACUGAGGCCACAGCAGCCUGUUGUGUCUCAGUCUCGUCUCACUGAAAUGGGAUUUCAGAGUUUACACCUUGAGAUUUACACAGCUACUGAAGAUGUGGUUCAUAAGCAGCUCACAUGGUUCAUAAGCAGCUUUAAAAAGCUGUGGAGUCUUAGAAAAAAAAAACAGAAAAUAUGUGAUUAAUUAAACUUUUUAGUGGUAACUUGAAGUUAUUUCAUGGAAUUAAUGAAUCCAUAUUUUAUACAUUAACAUCUCUGACCAUUCCAGACUUGGAAAGAACUCAAAAUGGAUAAUUAAUCCAUCAUUAAAUUGUGGUUUCAAUCAAACAGUCAAGAACUAAGCUGGAAGAAAAAAAGAAGGCAUUGGAGUUUCAAGGAUCUGGAGAGGAAUGUAUCAGUAAAUUUGAGCAGUAAAUUAUAGGCCUGUGCUGUUAAAGGAUAGUUUCAAUAUAAACCAUUGCAGCCAUUUAAAGUGAAACAGACAUAUUUAAAUGCUCCUUCUUGAGAACGUAAUACUAGCUAGAGUAGUGGCAGUCAUUCCUGCUCCACAGGCCUCUUUAUUCGCUUCAGAGGAAAUAAGAAAUUAAACGUAGUUUACAAUUCUUGAUGAAUAGACAAGAGGAGGAAAACCAGACAACCUGGAAGACCUAUGAGUGAAUAUCAGUGAACAAGUACAAGUAAGGUCUUGAUAACUUGCAUGUCAGUAUAUCAGCAUGUACAAUGUAAUUGUGCUUCACAUUUGCAAUGUUAAAAUAUUUGAUAAGAAUUUAAAUAAAAUGGAACUAUUGACCUAAAUAUUACAACUUGAUGUGGACGAAACUUUAUUCAUACUUUCUCAUCUACUGAUUGUUGUUGUUCAUCGUAACUCCUUUACUGUGUUUAAAUUUAAAAUAAAAAUGUUGUUCUAAAUUCUCAA